AUGGAAUCACAGUGGACAACAUCUUCAACGUCGCUUACAGCAGCAGCAUCAGCAUCACGCGGUUUAAAUCAUGAAAAACCGACAUUAAGUGUUGUAGGAUUAUUGUUAAAAUCUGUCAGACACCUUUGUUUAUCAACAUCUAAACUAUGGACAUUUCUCUUGUUGAAUAUUCGAAAAUUGUUAUUUUUAUUUAUAAGAAUAUGGGCAUGUUUGUAUGUAUCAAUCAGAAUGUCAAAGAAAAAAUAUAAGAAGGGGAAGAAAUACACGGAUUUUACUGAAUUUUUUAAGUGUGCCGUAUCUGAGAAUUUUUUACCAAAAAAAAUUCUCGUCUUAGACUUAGAUGAAACGUUAAUUCAUUCACAUCAUGAUGGACUUAGUAGAGUAGUUACAGUAAAACCUACGGGUCUGCCUGAUUUUAUUAUACGAGUUGAAAUUGAGAGACAUCCAGUACGAUUUUUUGUCUAUAAAAGGCCACAUGUCGAUUAUUUCCUAGAAAUUGUGAGUAAAUGGUAUGAACUAGUCGUGUUUACAGCAUCGAUGGAAAUUUAUGGUGCUGCUGUCGCCGAUAAAUUAGAUAAUAAUAAGAAUAUACUGAAUAGAAGAUAUUAUAGACAGCAUUGUACACUAGAAUUCGGGGCAUAUUCAAAAGAUCUAGCAGCCAUUAAUGAUGAUUUAUCUCGGAUAUUUAUUUUGGAUAAUUCACCAAUUGCUUAUCGAUCAUAUCCAUCAAAUGCCAUACCAAUUAAAUCUUGGUUUUUUGAUCCAACUGAUACUUGUUUACUAAGUCUGUUACCAUUUCUAGAUGCAUUAAGAUUUUGUCGUGAUGUUCGAUCUGUUUUGGUUGUACUUUAUAUCGUCUGGACGAUAUAUAAAUAUCUUUUUCGUGCCACUUGGGUGAAUCCAAGUGGAAAAUAUGUACUGAUUUCUGGAUGUGAUAGUGGUUUUGGUUUUGGUUCAGCAGUAGAAUUAGAUCGACAAGGCUAUAGUAUUUUUGCUGGAGUCUAUACAAACGAAGGCAAAAAGCUUUUAAGCGAAAAAUUAUCAUCGAAAGCAACCGUUUUCAAAUUAGAUAUCACCAACCAACAAGAUAUUGAAAACUGUUUAGAAUUAGUUAAGCGUAAAACAAUCAAUUUACAUGCACUGAUAAAUAAUGCUGGUAUUGGAAAAGGCGGUUUGAUCGACUGGACGUCAAUGUCCACAUAUCGUGAAGUAAUGGAUGUAAAUUUUUUUAGUCAUGUAGCGAUGACAAAAACAUUUCUCCCAUUAUUAUGUCAACAAGCAGAUAGUCGUGUUAUUAAUUUAUGUUCAAUGUGUGGAUAUUUUUCAGCACCUGGUCUUUCAGCCUAUUCAGCAUGCGCUGAUUCGAAUAUUACAUUACCACUCUACUACAUAAAUCUUUAUUUCACUUUAAAUAAAAGUUAUAGAUGA
This is a messenger RNA of Didymodactylos carnosus, 1428 nucleotides long. NCBI's taxonomy places the organism in Eukaryota, Metazoa, Rotifera, Eurotatoria, Philodinida, Philodinidae. The record is from the annotation of a GenBank genome assembly.